Beauveria bassiana ARSEF 2860 is the source of this 2142-nucleotide messenger RNA. Its product is annotated as major facilitator superfamily transporter. The transcript has 4 exons. Lineage: Eukaryota; Fungi; Ascomycota; Sordariomycetes; Hypocreales; Cordycipitaceae. The coding region runs from base 1 to 2142 and encodes 713 amino acids. The record is from RefSeq and is a predicted model, not a curated record. Gene Ontology annotation, biological process: transmembrane transport. Gene Ontology annotation, molecular function: transmembrane transporter activity.
AUGCCCAUGGAUGACAUUGACCGCGAGCUGGUCGAGGCAGAGCGCGAUGCCUCGCCCGCUAAUUACCGACGCCGCACCAGCGACGAAAUCGAGCGCGUCCUCUCCGCCUCGUCCGUCUCGACAGCCUCGUCUACCGCCGCCGCCGGUGCCGGUAGAUCCGCCGUCCGGCGCCAGAUGAGCCGCGUCUCGACCAUCAACGACCUGGAGCGCCAUCCCACCGCCCUCAGCCGCAUUCAGACGGCUCGCGGCCAGCACGCCACCACCGUCGGCCUCGAACCGGGCAGCCGCACCGCUAGUCGCGCCUCGAGGAGGCCUCUGCCCGCCUUUGGCGCCGGCAAGCCCUACCCGCCGCCGCUGCCCGACCAGGAGGAGUACGUUGUCGAGUUUGACGGCCCCAACGACCCGCUGCAUGCGCAAAACUGGCCCUUGCGCAAGAAGCUCUUGACCUCGGCCAUGCUUGGGUACACUACAAUGACCUCGGCCUUCACGUCGUCAAUCUUUUCCGCCGGCACUCAGGUCGUCGCCAAGCAGUAUGGCGUCGGCUCCGAAGUUGGCCUCCUCGGCACCACAUUCUACGUCCUGGGCUUCGCCUUUGGCCCGACCAUUUGGGCCCCGCUGUCUGAGUUGCGCGGCCGCCGCCUCCCCAUUGUCAUUGCCAUGUUUGGCUUCACCCUCUUCUCUAUUGCCUGCGCCACCGGCGAGAACAUUCAGACUAUUCUCAUCUGCCGCUUCUUCAGUGGCUUGUUUGGUGCUUGCCCGCUUGCCGUCGUCGCUGCCGUCUUCUCCGACAUGUUUGAUAACAGAUCCAGAGGCAUCGCCAUCACCAUCUUCUCCAUGGCAGUCUUUACCGGUCCCAUGUUCGCGCCCUUUAUUGGUGGCUUCAUAGUAGAGUCUCACCUGGGUUGGCGCUGGACCGAGUAUCUCGCCUCCAUCAUGGGUGCCGUCGCCUUCAUCCUCGACCUGUUCUUCCUCGAGGAGACGUACGCACCCGUAGUGCUCAUCUCCAAGGCCUCUGAGCUGCGACGUCGCACCAAGAACUGGGGAAUUCACGCCAAGCAGGAGGAAAUUGAAGUAGACCUUAGGGAGCUCCUCUCCAAGAAUUUGUCCCGUCCACUGCGACUACUAUUUACCGAACCCAUCAUCCUGCUCCUCUCGAUUUAUAUGAGUUUCAUCUACGGCAUCCUCUACCUCUUCUUCUCUGCCUAUCCUCUCGUCUUUGUUGGCGUCCACGGCUUCAGCUCUGGCGUCGCUGGCUUGACCUUUUUCGGCAUGAUUAUCGGACAGCUGCUUGCCGGUGGUACAGUCAUUUUGCAGCAGCCUUGGUACAAUCGAAAGCUGGCAGCCAACAAUGGUCUCCCGAUCCCUGAAUGGCGACUGCCCAGCAUCAUGGCUGGUGGUAUUGCCUUUGCCAUUGGCAUCUUUUGGUUUGGCUGGACCGGUUACCGAAGCGAUAUCCACUGGAUCGCACCCACGCUUAGCGGUCUCUUAACCGGGUUCGGCCUCAUGUCGAUUUUCCUCCAGGCUCUCAACUAUCUUGUAGACGCCUACCUCAUGUUUGCCGCGUCCGCCAUUGCCGGCAACACCUUUCUGCGAUCUCUCUGCGGCGCUGGCUUCCCGCUAUUUGCACGUCAAAUGUUUCAGGGUCUCGGCAUUCAGUGGGCGGGCACGUUGCUCGGCUGUAUCGCUCUGCUGCUAGCCCCCAUUCCCUUUGUCUUUUACAAGUGGGGAGCCAGUAUUCGCGGUAGAAGCAAGAUUGCCCCGACGUUUUCUGCGCCGCCCGAUAUCCCUCACGAUGAGGAUACUGAGUCGAUGGGCGAAAAGGACGACGUCGUCACGGAUCCCGCCGUCUUGUCGGCAGCCCCAAGAAGCGAAAACGAACAAAAUGGCCAAACACAGCAAGACGUCCGCCUCCUCCACACCCUGCUGGAGGAGAUGGGCAGCGACGCUGCCAAGGCGGCGGACAUGGCAUGGAAGGGUGACCCCAAGUCCACCGACGACGAGGCGCAGCCAGUACAGCGCGGCUCUGUGGAGGGGGGGAAGAAGUUCUACCGAAACGAAGACGGUACACUGACUAUAUCUGGCCAUAAGACUGAGUUUUUACUGCCCAAGGGUCAAGCAGGGACAAAGAGAAAGUCACCAUAG